Molecule: messenger RNA, 5309 nt
Organism: Ixodes scapularis (black-legged tick)
Lineage: Eukaryota; Metazoa; Arthropoda; Arachnida; Ixodida; Ixodidae
Product: protein eva-1 homolog C
Exons: 8
Coding region: 154-1581 (475 amino acids)
Molecular function (GO): carbohydrate binding
Source: RefSeq, a predicted model, not a curated record
GCGGCCCGCAAAAAAAAAAAAGUAUCCUCGCAUCGCUCGUCGGCCGCGCGCGCGCUCGGUCCGAGAGGCAGAACGCGCAGAGUUGGCCGAGUGUUUUGAGCGGAGCGCUUGAGUUGGCGUUGCUGGUGUGCGGCGUGCGUGCAUGUGUGUGCCAUGGCAGCGGCGGCUGCUGCCUCGCGGCCGCGCCCGUUCGGAUUGUUGUCAGCGUCGUCGGCAGUCAACCGAGAGAUUCUCGUCCUGCUCGGCUCCCUGUGCGUCCUCGUCGGACUCGCGACGUCGUCGUCCCACCUCCCUCUGUUGUCAGGCACGCUGAAGACCUUCCAGAAGUUCGCCUGUGACGGCCAGACGCUGCACCUGCGCUGCUUCCGCAACACGAGCAUCUCCAUCUCGGUGGCCCAGUACGGCCGCAGUGUGCCCUACCACCUGCUCUGCCCGCCGGACGAGGAGCACCGGCCCAGGCCGCUCGAGUACAACGGCAGCGUGGAGUGCAUGGCCAAGGAAGCCCUGCGGGUAGUGGAGGAGGCCUGCAGGGAGCAGGAGGAGUGCACCAUUCGGACGGACGCCAAGUCCUUCAUGGUGGACCCGUGCCCCGGGGUGCACAAAUACGCCGAAGUUGCCUACAAGUGCCGACCGACCACAUUUACGAAUAGAAUAAUUUGCGAGGACAGCGUCCUUAACUUGCGGUGCCACAGGAACUUGAGGAUAGCGAUCUACUCUGCAAACUUCGGGGGCACCGAGCACGGAGUCCCGGAGUGUCCGCAGCGGCAGGACUUGAAACUCUCAGACUGCCAAGUGAGCUAUGCUACCGAGACUGUGCUGACAACAUGUCAUGGCCGUCGUAAGUGUACAGUAGCCGCAGACAUGGGCACUUUUGGAAACCCAAGUUGCCACAAGGAUUCCAAGCUCUUCUUGAAAGUUGUGUAUACCUGUGUGCCUAAGGAGAUCCUGAAAGAUUUGGACAUUGGAGGUAGUGAUGCCAACAAGGACAAGCUCGAGGAAGAUGAGGAGGGCUACGUGGAAGAGGCCCGCUACCAGCCAUCCACCUUCAGCCCCCUCGGUGUGAUGCAUCCUUCUGUUAAACCACUUCCAGGAGCUCCGAUGGACCGCAACCUGAUCCCAUCGUCUACAAAGAAGACUGACAUUCACGGUGAUGAGAAUUCUGAUGAUGACAAGCACAUCAAUUGCACCAUUAACGGGAAAGGUCAUCGUGCUGUGGGCUUUCUCACCGAGUGGGUUGCGGCCUACAAGUUCAUCAAAGAGAACAAGGAGAAGUUCAUCUUGUAUGUUACACUCAGCCUUGGCUGCGGCCUUGUGGCUUUCCUAAUGGUGCUGUCUGCUCGGCUGUAUGUACAACGACGGAGGGAUCGGCAUCGUGCGAAGACAAAGGCAUCCGAACCUUUGUCGUGUUCGUUCGAUGACUCGGACGGCGGGGACCAAUUUGACGUGGCUUCAGGUCCUCGCCACACAAGUACCAUCGAGGUGGUGCGUUACGCCAACAGGACUGGGAUGAGGCGUCAGGACAGUGAUACACAUCCAAGAGCACCCAUGUCACGCUCCAUGAACAACUACUAUUAUAGUUAGUAGUUGAGGGACCCUGUGCUUUGUUGAUGAUAGGAACUGACCAAAACCCGGGAAACGUGCACAUAUUACUGCGCCCUGGCGCUCUGGGAGGAAAGAUGCUCUGUGAACCACUCGACCGAUGCAAUGACAGCUGCUUGAUUUUUGUUGGAGGUGGAUGACGUGCGUUUUGUUUGUGUACCUUUGGUUGCAGACAGUGACUUGCUGUGGCAUACUGAUAUUUGGUGUUCUCUGUCAAAUGUGCUGCAGAGCUGGUGAAGCUGGAAAACGAGCAUUUUGAUUGCAUAUGAUCUAUGCCUAGUCACAGUGUGCACAAAGCAUAGGAAGAUGGACAGAUUCUUGCCAGAAAUGAGCAUGAAGACCAAAAAUUGUUUGAGUUGGACAGAUGUAAAUACAGAAUUGCAGUGUCUGCUUGCUACUCAUAAAGGAUUGUGCUCGGUAAAGAUAUGGAUGACGAGCUGAUUAGAACAUAGAACAACCUUGGGUUUGUAAGAAUAGUUAUUCACCAAUUUAUUAUUUGAUGUUUAUUUAAGCAGUUGGUCCUUGAGCAAUUUAGAGGUUCUCACUUGUUGAGCCAAGAUAAAAUCUUGUCACAUUUUCGAAUUAUGCGAUAGAUUUGUUUCAGGUACCAUUAUGUCGCAAUCAUUUAGUGGCACGCUAAACACAUUAGGAAACCUCAGGUUUUUAAAAACCAUGGCAUAUUUUUGGGGCUGAAUGCGAGGGAUUAAAAUUUUUUAUAGCCUAUUGUAAAGUAUACAGCAGUUGUUUAUGUUGCACCGGAAUAACUUGUUGGCACCAAACGUUUUGUGAAUGCACACGUGAAGAACCCUGCAAGUAUCAAAAAUUCUACCACAGCCACCGCGACACUUGGAACUGAUUCAGAUGCCAACAAGGUGGAGACCAGAGGCGGGCUCCAAUGUGGUCCACACUUUUCAACAAAGUACAAAAAGGAUGAAACAAAGUGGUUUUCGAGCACCCACCUCCCAAUUUGUGCGCAACGCAAGAGCACCUAGGGCCGGCUGCCUUGUAGAAAUAUUUAUUCAGGCCAGUACCUGGUGGAGAGAGAGAGAGAAAACAUUUUUAAUGCACCAAGUCCGGUGCUACUGUGAACUAUUAGGGACAUACUUGAUGUUUUGUACAGCAACAUUCGCAAAGAAGAAAGAAAGAUAUGUUCGCUUUACAUGCACACUUUGGGUCCUUGUGUUUACAAGUGGCAUCUCUGGUGCUGCUUAUUUGUUGAUGAGAAGGGAUGCUGAAGUAAUGUGUCAAAUGCUGAGCACGCCUUUUUGUAGGUUUGUGGGGCACAGCUUUUCCGUGUCGUUUUGUAGUCUUUAGUUGCUUCUUGUUCAGGUGAAAGGAGGCCUGGUGCAAUAUAUCUGUCAUAUCGAUUCUAGUGGGGAGAUGACCACUUUUCUGUAGUUCAAUAUUCAUUCGAAAUUGCAGGUAAUUGCAUCCUGCUACUUUGUAGUGGUGUACUCAAAUUAAACUGAUGCACUGAAGUGGUCUAGGUUUAAUGUUAAAAUUUAAUUAGUUUGUGCAAUAGAGAUCUACAAAUUUUUAUUAAGGAACUCAUUUUAUUCUGAAGACUACUACUAUGGGGUAAGAUGAGGUGGAUGCAUAUUAGUUGUCUUUGUAGUAUUCAUAAUGGCUACUACCAGGACAUAUAAAUGCAAUAAUGGUUGUUUCUUACUUUUAAUGUCAGAUGACUUGAAGUUUUUUUUUUACACAAGUGCACAGAUUUGUCUAGAUAAGCAACAUGUUUGUCGUUAUGUAAUUCAAGAUACAUAAUUUAUUUGUUUAUGGCUGUGGGCUUCUGUACAGCAGCAUCUGUGGGAAAUUUCAGUUCUAGCCUCUCCUAAAUUUUGCAUUGUGGUUACUUAUAGGGAGUUUUAGUAGACCAUUUCAAUGACUUCAAUAUUGAUACCCAAUAAUCCGCUGAUGCCUUUGUGCAUGCAUCAUAUCGUUUGCGGGUAUUGUUUAUGAAGGUAUCAGAAUGAUGUACUAAAACUCUCUGUGUUGUCCUCAACCAUAAGUGUUUUAGGUCCUUUCUAUCUUUAUUGGAAGUUAACAAAAUCAUCAAAUAAUGCUUUGUGACUUGAAAAUAACCAUUCUUGUGAGAAGUAUGCACACAUAUACUAUGUUCUGUUUUCUAACCAAAAGCUAGAUGGAUCCUUUUGAGUGAGAAAUCAAGCACAGUAAACAGCUUAUAUAGUUGUUUCUGGCUGUGGAUUUCUAUAUAGCAGCAUUGGUUGUGAAUUUCAGCUCCAGCCAUUCCUAAACUUUUGUCAGUUGACAUUUGAUACGUUAUCUGCUGUAAUUGUUUCAAGUCGUUUCUGUGUUACUGGAAGUUAACAAAACAGUUCUACAGCUUUCACUGGUAUGAAAAAAGUCCAAUCUUGAAGAGAAGGUGUGUUGCAUGUCUUCUUUUCGCCAAAAAUAUAGAUCCUUCCGAGUGAGAAAUCAUGCACAUUAACUAGCUGCCUAUUCUUGUUACAUGAGCACAUCAGCAACACUUUGUGUACUUAAUACAUUUUCACAUUGUGAAUCACAUCUAAGCUAUAUAUAUGUCAUUAAAUUAUAGUUUGAGACAUUUCUAUCAUUUGAGAUGCAUAAUGUUUAAGUAUUCUAUCCUUGGUACCGGCACAAAGAAGUUAUUAUGAUGCAUUUUCUUGUUGUAUAACUCUUAGCUUUUAUAAUCAAGAGGCACAGCAGGAAUCCUUAAAAAUCACCAACUGUUUCGUGCAAGAGAUUCUAGUGGUCAGACAGAAUCCACUGAAUCUAAAGUCUAAAUAUUAGUUCCUGGAAACAUUAAAUAGCUGACAGUGAUGGGCCUAAUAAUUUCAUUGGUUGCUUUCACUCAAUUUAAUCUAAGAACUGAGGCUGUGUUGACUAGAGGACUCCGUAGGGAAUUUUAUGCUGUCACAUUGGCUCUAUAUGUAUAUUGCAUCUGGUUUUUUACUGUGGGGAAACAGGGAUCAGCUUUUCAAUUUAAUAGUAUUUCAAUGUAUAUGUUCAGACCAAAAAUGAUUGGGCAAUUUAGCUUGUUGGUAAGAUAACUUUACAGUAUUUAUUGUGCAGCAAGGAUAUGCAUAGUUCAAGUUUUAAGAACCAAUCUCUCUGCUUUCAAUUUCAGUUUUGUCAAUAUUUGGGCUGUUGAACCCUUUUAAUUUAUUAUUUUUCAAACUCAAGAUUUCGUGGCCAUGGCACCUUUACUUAUAAAUUCAUUACGAAAAUACCAGCUUGCAUUUUUGCUUUUAAAAAUUUGUACUCUGCAUUUUCGACGUGUGGUUUCUGGUAGACGUGACCUGCAGGCUUAAAAUAGUGGCAGAGCUGUGGGGCAGGGGUAACACAAAAUUUCAAGGCCAGGCUUGCACCAGGGUUUAACUGUAAGAGUGUACAAAAAACGAAGAAACACUUAAGUGUAUGUAGUCUAUGUCUCCAUGUAUGUGUACAUCAGCUAGUCUUCUGUGCACGUGCCAAGUGUGUCUAACGAGUGGGCGCCAGUAUUGAAUGAUACUUGCUCAAAUCCCACACCUCGGGGCGACAUAUCUUCCAAGCACACAAAUGCAGAUUGCCAUUGAACCUCACAGCGGACUACCGUGCGAAGUGUACAUAGACGUUCUGCAGAGGUCACCAAAGCUUUAUGUGUUGACACAGGGACACAUUUUUGUAACAUAGCAUCUGUUUCAAGGCAUUUCUACAAGGAUGUUAAUAAAGAACACUUGGUAUUU